UGUGAAAUGGUCGCAGGCUGUCAGCCAAAUACAGCGUCUGUCCGAAAUUAAAACAAAUUGUGAUUGCCUAGUUACCUCAUUUAGAUACACGGACAGCUAAAAUUACUUAAUAUUGAGUCAUAUUUUUUAAAAUGUUAAUUAUUUUAGUUAAUUUUCUUCAUUAUUAUUAAAAGUUACACGUUUACUAGUCGUUUUAUCAAUUUACUCAAUGUGCCUUGAAGUAUCAAGAUGGAACAUAUAAAAACUCCAAAAGACACGCAGUGAGUUGUGUAAUUAAAACCGUAACACACACAAUUGUAUGGCUGAGAACGACAGGUUCGUAUUGCCAGCUGGCUUCCGUCUAUACCGUUUGUCAUCAGCACCCGGAUCGUACUCGCUGUUUUGCCGAUUCAGGUCGUGGCUUCAGCGUGAGGCUGCCAUGGCCAGAGUGGCCAGGCAACAGCAACAGGACGGUUCGGUCAUUAAAAAGAUUGAAAAUGUGCGAAUGUUAGAUCGAUACAACUCUAAAAAAACAUCUAUUGGAACAUUAUAUUUAACAGCAACUCAUUUAAUAUUUUUUGAUCCGGAAAACAAAAAAGAAUCUUGGGUAUUAUUAAUGCACAUUGGUAAUGUGGAAAAACUUCCACUUACGACUACAGGUAGUCCUAUACUCAUUCGAUGUAAGACAUUCUUGUCAGUUACAUUUUUAAUACCAAAAGAAAGAGAUUCACACAACAUAUUUACAUCAUUACUUGUUAUGUGUCAACCUGCAAAAAUUGAAGACCUCUAUUGUUUUUUGUACAAAUCCAAUUCUGAUAAAAUAUCAAAAAGCGCUGGUUGGGAUAGUUUUAAUUUGGAAAAAGAGUAUGAACGAAUGAAUGUGCCAAAUGAAGCUUGGAGUUUAACAACAUUAAAUCAAGAAUACCAGCUGUGUGAUACUUAUCCAAAGUUCCUCUUUGUACCAUCAUCUGUGAGUACAUCUAUUUUGAUUGGUAGUUCUAAAUUUAGAAGCAAAGAGAGAUUACCUGUACUCACAUAUCUGCAUCACAAUAAGGCUGCAAUAUGUCGGUGUGCGCAACCAUUGUCUGGUUUUAACGCUCGAUGCAUGGAAGAUGAACAACUCCUGACUUGUAUACUAUAUACAAACCCAGGAAGCGAAUAUAUGUAUGUUGUUGAUACUAGGCCGAAGAUAAAUGCUAUGGCAAACCGAGCAACAGGAAAAGGUUAUGAAAACGAGAAUUUUUAUGAUAACAUUAAAUUUAAUUUUCUUGGUAUUGAGAACAUCCAUGUAAUGAGAAAUAGUUUGUCUAAAGUUGUUGACUUAUGCGAGCAACGUAAUCUAUCUAUGUCUCAGUUUAUUGGUGGACUAGACAGUAGUGGCUGGUUACGUCAUAUAAAAACUAUUCUUGAUACUUCAGCAUUUAUCUGUCAAGCUGUUGAUGGUGGAAAAUCGGUUGUUGUGCAUUGCUCUGACGGUUGGGACAGAACUGCUCAAGUUUGUUCUCUUGCUUCGCUUAUGUUGGACCCAUAUUAUCGUACACUUAAAGGAUUUCAAGCUCUAAUUGAAAAAGAUUGGCUGUCAUUUGGUCAUAAAUUUACUGAUCGAUGUGGCCACAUUGCUGGUGAUCCUAAAGAAGUGUCUCCUGUAUUCACACAAUUUGUGGAAGCAACGUGGCAACUAACAAUGAUUCAACAAACAUCAUUUGAAUUUAAUGAAAGAUUUUUGUUGGUUCUGCACGAUCACGUAACUUCUUGUCAGUAUGGAACCUUUAUUGGAAAUUGUGAAAAAGAGCGUGAUGAUUUAAGACUCAAGGAUCGUACCUUUUCAUUCUGGGGCUAUGUCGAAGAGCACAAAAAAGAAUUUAUAAACCCGUUGUAUAGUACACAUCCAGGCACUAUGUAUCCAGACUUAUCUCCUCAAAAUAUCCGUUUUUGGCGAGGCAUGUAUUGCCGAUUUGAAAAUGGAGUUCAUCCUCGUGAGCAUGUAUAUGACAUUUUACUAGCUACUAGUGAACAAACCAAAUCACUUGAUGAUCAUGUCAAGUUCCUACAAAAAAGAUUGUCUUAUUUUAAACGUAAAAUAACCGAUGGCGCAGACAUGGUUCGCAAUAGCCUAUUUACAAAAGAAACAUGCCUCGAACCCAUGAGCUACAAUAAAGAAGACAAUGUCAUACAAUCGAUGAAUGAUACAUUUGACAAUUUGACAGUUGUAGAACCUAAGUUAGAUGAAGCACAUAAGGUAGCUAUUGAGUGGAAAAGCUUAAGAGAAACUGUAGCGUGCGAAUGCUCCACUCGCUUUGAUUCAUCUACAAAAAAAUACCAUUGUUGGAAAUGUGGCAAUGUUUUUUGUACUCGAUGUAUUGACAUGAAUGUUCGAUUGCCAGGUCAUCUUAGUCAGGACCCAGUUCCAGUUUGUCAUGGAUGUUGUAAAAUUAUUUCAAGAUCAUCGACGGAGUCUUCUUAGUUUUAAAUUAAUAACUUGUUUAUCAAAUUGCUAAUUUGAAGACGAUUAGUCUAAAUAAUGAUAGAUAAAUCCUAUUACUACACUCCGGUCACUUUACAUCGACGAGGUAUCUUCUUAAAGUGACUGGAGUAUAUGUUAAGACCUAAGUAUUUUUUUUGCUAAGAAAAAAAUUCCUAACUUGUAUAAACAAAGUAAUUUAAAAGAUAUUUUAUUUAUGAUUAGUGUGUUCAACUUUUAAAUGUUUACCAUUCCCUAUUAUUAUAAUACUAAUAAUUUAAGUGCACAAUAUUCUUCGUAAAUGAAUAUUAUAAUAUACAAUAUUAUUGAUUAAUAAUAACAAAUAUUUAAUUUGUAAGCAACAUUUGUUUUAUUUCAUUUUUGAAAAACAUUUAACUGCACAAAUAAUGUUUAUUUGUUUACUUUCCUAAUAAUGGUAACGUUUAGUUUUAUACAAUUAUGUGAUAUUGACAAUUGUAAAUUUUCCAUAGUAAAAUUAGAACUAUUUACUUUACUUAUACCAUGUAUAUUCUAUGUUGUAUAUCAGCAGGCGUGCAACGAUUAUCUAUAGCUUUUUCAGUUCUGUGAUCAAAUUUAUUAUCUUAAUAACUGUAAUAUAUUGUUUUAUAAGUUAAUUAUAAUCUUAUAAUAUUCAACAAACACUUAAGUUUAUUAUUAUGCCUUUAUAAAAACGAUUUAAUAUCUCAUUUCGUAAUUACUUGAUGCCAAAUAUUAGUUUUUAAAUCUUGAUUUUGUUGGGAUGAUGUAGCCAUUAUAAUUUUUCUUUAACAUCAUUCAAAAUGCACUCACGCCGCGCCCUGUACACCAUAAAUGUCUGUUGUAUUAGUCUGUGCUUUUGGAAUUAAAAUCAAUCCAUAUUGUCAAGUGUCAACAAUUAAUAAUCAUGUUUUUUUUAUAUAAACUCAAAAUUUAAAUAUUGAAUAUAUCUCAUUAAACUCUAGCAUAAUAAA
Molecule: messenger RNA, 3411 nt
Organism: Adelges cooleyi (spruce gall adelgid)
Lineage: Eukaryota; Metazoa; Arthropoda; Insecta; Hemiptera; Adelgidae
Gene: Mtmr6
Product: myotubularin-related protein 6
Exons: 11
Coding region: 299-2443 (714 amino acids)
Biological process (GO): dephosphorylation
Molecular function (GO): phosphatase activity; metal ion binding
Source: RefSeq, a predicted model, not a curated record